Molecule: messenger RNA, 2657 nt
Organism: Nelumbo nucifera (sacred lotus)
Lineage: Eukaryota; Viridiplantae; Streptophyta; Magnoliopsida; Proteales; Nelumbonaceae
Gene: CID7
Product: CTC-interacting domain 7
Source: RefSeq, a predicted model, not a curated record
GGGGGAGGGAUAGAAAGAAAAGAACGAGAGAGAGUGGGGGGAGAGUCUCGUCUCGACUCGUUCGUAUAAUCAAGUGGUUUGAUAUGAAACUUGGUUGUGUGGUCAUGGUGGUCGCGAAGAGGGCUUGAAAGCAAACCAGACGAAGCUGCUCAGUGCUAGAAAUACCAACUUCCAACCAAUCAAUAUAGAAGAGGCCCCCUUUUUUUUUUUUCUUUCGUCAUCGUUUCCUUUCUCUUUCUUUCUCUGUAUCUGUAAAUAUUCGUCGCUUAUCGGUUUCUUCUUGCUUUAAUCGAUGAAUAGAUUCGACUGGGUUUCGCCUCUGCUCGAGCUUCGAAAAGGGUUUGGGUAAUAUUUGCUGGAAGCUCCAUUUUAUUCUCUAGGCUUUUACAUGUACAAUGUGAUUUUGUUUUAUUUUGAAUGAUGAUGAGCUUGUCCAGUAAACGUAUCACAACCAACAAUGCGAGACUAAAUACACCAAGUAAAACUACAACUUUAAAUCCAAAUGCUACAGAAUUCAUUCCUUAUGCUCUUAGGAGUCCAUCUGGAACCACCGGUUUUACAGAUGCAUCAGCUAGGCUUGAUGGCUCAGCAACAUCUGGAAAAGCAGUGUUAGAUCGGUCAGAAUCCAGUGCUUCAAAUAACUCCGAUGAUGAGGUCCACCAGUACUGGCGGCACCAGCUUCCUGAUGAUAUUACUCCAGACUUCAAGUUCACAGAAGAAGAUGAUUUGCAAGGGCCAGGGAGCUUCUCCCUUACUGGCUUGUCCAUAACUGAUGAGGAUGACACCUCAAGUUUUUCUGCAUCCACAGGCAGUAGCCAGAUGUUGAACAAGAUACAGGAAUUGUCUUCUUGUGGCAUUGAUGGUAAAAACACGGUUAAGAAUAUGAGAUAUUUAGUCCCAUCAUAUGGGGAAGAUCAAUCAACUGCUUUCACAAAUUUACCCGCUUAUCCUUGGGAAAAGCAAUUCAUUAAUGGUGAUCAGCACAUCAGAAAUGGAAAUGGAGAGUUUCCUUACAGUGGGCACUCCAGUGUUGGAUUUCUAAAUCAUGCGUUAAGUAAUCACAUGGUUUUGAGUGAUUCUGACCUGAAUCCUGUGGAGUUUUUGGCUUUGCAGUUCCCUGGUUUUGCUGCUGAAAGCCUUGCAGAAGUCUACUAUGCAAAUGGGUGUGACUUGAACCUAACUAUUGAGAUGCUCACUCAACUUGAGCUUCAAGUUGAUAGUGGCUUGAAUCAGAACCUUAGCUCAAAAACCUCAUCAGCUCCAAACCUCAGUGCGCUGGACUUCCCUGCACUUGCUGUCUCAACUUGUCAAAAUGGUCCAUCAAAGUAUUCAGCAAACGCUAUAGAAGAAACUACAAAUCCAUACCAAUCAUCUGACAAGGAUAAUAUUCUUUUAUUCAAGUCCAGCUAUUCCACAUCAUCUAGAGGUGCUACAGAUUUUGCUUCAGCUGUCAGAAAAUUGGCAUCUCAGGAUUCUGGUGAAUGGAAAUAUGAGAAAAAUGGUUCAAUGCACACCAAUGUUGGUUCAAGUAAAAGUUCCCUUAUCCUAUCUAGCUCUUACAGUGGUGGGCACGGAAAGUCCACUUAUGGUGAUAGGUUACAAAAUCAUGGUUCGGCACGGGCUGCUCCUGUUUGGCUUGAGACUGGAGAAGCAGUUGCAAAUAUGUAUUCUGAGCUGAGGGGGGAAGCACGUGAUCAUGCACGCCUUCGUAAUGCAUGCUUUGAACAGGCCCGACAAGCAUAUCUUAUUGGCAACAAGGCUCUUGCAAAAGAAUUAAGUGCAAAAGGACAGCUGCACAAUGCGCAUAUGAAGGCAGCUCAUGAAAAAGCCCAAGAAGCUAUCUACAGACAAAGGAACCCGGUUUCUCCAGAGUUCCAGGGCUAUAGAAGGGGACAAGAGCAGAUGAUAGACCUUCAUGGACUCCAUGUAAGUGAAUCCAUUCGUGUGUUGAAGCAAGAGCUUAGCAUCUUGAGGGCUGCGGCCAGGUCCAAUGAACAGCGCCUGCAGGUCUAUAUUUGUGUUGGAACGGGCCAUCACACCAAGGGUUCCCGCACUCCAGCAAGGCUUCCUGUUGCUGUGGAACGAUACCUUCUUGAAGAGGAGGGCCUUGACUACACAGAGCCUCAGCCAGGGCUGUUGCGAGUUGUGAUAUAGUUCAGGGACAUGACACAGUUAUGUUGUAGGAGUUUUUGAUACAAUCAGAAUGACCAAUCCAUCAUUGUCGACUUCAUUCUUGUAUGUGUACAUGGGAAAAGGAAGAAGAGAAAUAGAGAAGCAAAAGCCUGAAAAGAGAACUGAAAAAUUUAAGAAAAAGGGGGGGAAUGCAAGGAAAAGAGGAGGAACUAUUGUUAAGGUUUAUGGUGGCGGGGUGACUAUCACGUCACAUUUUGGAAGUCUUGGGGCGAGUAUCCACAGGCAGUUCUCAAUUCUAUCCUUUUUUUUCUUCUACUGUUUAUUUAUUUUCUUCUUACAAACCCCCUCCCCCUCCAAAAAAAACACACCCAGUUGUAAGCCUGUUACUCAGAGAAGUGAUGUACAUGAUAUCUUAAUGCAGUAGCUUGGUUUCACUCGAUGCGUCAUCCGAUGGGUGGCUAGGCUGAAAAUAUUCAGUAGGUUUUAAAGGGUACUGUUACGAAUCAUAUCAUAUGUUUUUCUAA